Cottoperca gobio is the source of this 30620-nucleotide messenger RNA. RefSeq names its product spectrin repeat containing, nuclear envelope 2b (gene syne2b). Gene Ontology annotation, cellular component: membrane. Gene Ontology annotation, molecular function: protein binding. The record is from RefSeq and is a predicted model, not a curated record. NCBI's taxonomy places the organism in Eukaryota, Metazoa, Chordata, Actinopteri, Perciformes, Bovichtidae.
AUGUCGUCAGACUUCUACCCCGGAGAUGAUCUGGUGGAUAGGGGGUUCAUCCCCCUGGACAUCGACAACGUCCACAUGCUGCUGCAGGUGGAACAAGAACAGAUUCAGAAGAAGACUUUCACCAACUGGGUCAACGCUCAGCUGGCAAAGCGGAGGCCGCCAUGUAUGGUCGUGGAUCUGUUCAAUGAUUUCCGUGAUGGCUCCAAACUGUUGGACCUGCUGGAGGUGAUGAGCAGCCAGCGCCUCAGUCGGGAGAGAGGCCGGGGAAUGUUUCAGCACAGGAGCAACAUCGAGAAAGCCCUUUUGUUUCUAAAGAAGAAAUCGAUCAAACUAGUCAACAUAAACAUUCCUGACAUCAUUGAUGGUAAACCGUCCAUCAUCCUGGGCCUAAUAUGGACGAUCAUUCUACAGUAUCAUAUUGAGGAGUUGGCCAGCAGCCUCUCAUUCAAUUCCCGUCAGUCCUCCAUGGAGUCCUUGGCCAGUCUGGAUUCCCGCUCCACCCUGUCGAGCCGCUCGGCCAGCAGCAGUCCUCUUCCUCCCAUAGGCUCACCGCUGCACAGGCGCUUCAGGGUUUCUGCCAAGAAGGCCCUGCUGCUGUGGGUCCGGGAACAGUGCCACAAAGCUGGCUGUUCAAUAAACGUGAAAGACUUCAAAGGGAGCUGGAGGAGUGGAGUGGUCUUCCUGGCGAUCCAGUACGCUCUGCGGCCCGACCUGGUGGAUCUGUCCAAAGCCAGAACCAGAAGCAACAAGCAGAACCUGGAGGAGGCCUUCCGCAUCGCAGAGAAAGAGCUGAGGAUCCCCAGACUGCUGGACCCUGAUGAUGUGGACGUUCGAGACCCUGAUGAGAAGUCCAUCAUGACCUACGUGGCUCAGUUCCUGCAGUACUCCAAGGACCUGCCAGUGCCAGAGGAAGAAAUGCAGACACAAUACCUCACUCUUCCUAAAAGUCCUUCUCCCGUCAACCUGCCUGUUCACUACACUCCUGCUGUUUCUGCUUCACCUCUGCGACAGGUGGCGCCUGAUCGAAAGGCGCAGGAAGUGACAUGCUGGCUGGUUCAGGCCUACGACGAGCUGCUGGAGGGAUGGGACUCCACAGAGGGAGAGACCUACUCAGAGAGAUACCAUGUAUUUCAGACCUUUCUGGUGUCCUUUAACGAGCAGCGGCGUCCCAUCAUGCCAUUCUUGACAUCGAUGAGACGAACCCCGAAACUGAGCGAUGAGCAGCGGGCUCUCAGAGAGGCGUGGGACUCCCUCACUGAGAAGCUUCGUGAAUACAAAGUGGAGUUAGAUCGGAGUCUCCCGGCCCCCCUGACCUCGGUGGCUCGCUGGCUGCUGAAAGCAGAGAAGGCUCUGGCCGAGGAGGAGGGCGACCCGCAGGAUCACGGCCGAGCUGCUGACGAAGCCAGAGAGAAACAGGAGCUCCUCAAAGUCUGCCUGGAGGAAAUGCCGCAGCAGGUGAAGACCUUCCAGUCCUUCCAGAACUUGGAUGAAGAUGGAAACAUGAUGGUUCCUGCGGACAAGAUGGAUGAACUGAAGAGGAGGUUCACCAGCGUGAGAGUGACUGCUAAAUACCACGGGAUCAAGCUGGAGUACCGGGAACACCGCCACUCGGUUUUAGAUCUGUUGGGGCAGAUCAGGACCAAGCUGCGCGUCUGGAAGAGACCGUACAUCUCCCCGGAGGCUGUCAGGGUGUUGCUGCAAGAAUGGGAUGAUCUGGUAAACACACAGGAGUUACCGUCUUUGCUGGAAGCAGCUCUUCAUAAGCUGAAGCAGGUUUCUGAGAGGUUUUCAAGCAAAUCUGCUCUUUCUACAGACUACCAUACCGUCAGUCAGCAGGUGAAGCAGCUGGAGGAGGACACUGCCAUGGUUUUGGAAGAGGUGACCACAGCCAAGAGCACCAUGGGACGGGUCCUGUCUGCCUGGGACUCCUACAGCGAUGGCUUCAGCUCCCUGCAGGCUUGGCUGGAGCAGGGCUCUGCAACACACAGCCAUAGCCACAGACCAGAGGUGACUUCUGAGUCUAUGGCAGAGUGGGGCUCCCGACAGGCCCACCUGAACGAGGUGGGUAACUUCCUGCUUGAAUCGACAGACCCUCAGACCAGCAGGACCCUGGCAGAGGAGCUGCGCAGACUCAACAUGCAGUGGGCCGAGUUCUUCAAGAGAAAUGCAUUAGACAGCGUGGCUGAGCCCAGUGCUGACGUCCAUACCCAACCGCAGGACAUUCAAGCUCUGAUCAGAGAGGCCACUCACAUUCUCAAAGAGCCUCUGGAGGCCAUGGCAUGUCCCUUGCGCACCUACAGAAAAAGAAUACAGCUCAUCAUGAGGAAAAUAAAAGAAGUGGAUCUUGAGGCUGUCAAUCCCUCCCCAGAAUGCCCAGCGGAUCAGUUACAGAAACUGAAGCUUGCUAUACCUGAAGUGAUGCAGACCUUGUUUGAGGCAGAACAGGUGUGUACAGAGCUGCAGCACAGUGUGUCAGGUCUGGACAGUCGCCUGGCUGAACUCCUGCACUGGGAGACUGAAGCCCGGGAGCUCUACCAGCUACUGAGGGCUGCAGAGCGACAACAACAACAACAACAGCGAGGCCAGGACCCACAAGCCAGGGUUCUGAUUUCCCGUGGUCUACAGCUGGAGGGACAGGUGGUCACAGAGGAGCAGGACCUGCAGGUGAUGGUGAUGACGAGUCAGAAGAACUCUCCCAUCCAGUACCUCCACUCCUCUGCCAUGCAGGACCGAGUGCGAGCCGCUGUUGCACAGUCACAGGAAGCUGUAGGUAUGCUGAGCAGCCUGGGAGCUAGAAGAAGCAGAAGCCCUCCAGAAGGCUCUCCUCCAUCUAAAGUAUUUAAACAGGCUAAAGAAAAGCCUCACCAUCUGAGACAGCUCCACUGCAGGGCCAAAUGCAGCCUCCUGUGCCAUCCCACAUUCAGCUUCGUAGUCAUCCACAGUCAUGGGCUCAUGUCAGGCCGCCCUCCCCUAAGCCACCAACACAUGACCAGAUUCAAACCCAUGCCCUGUCCAUGGCCCAGUCUCAAAUCCAUCCUCAGUCAAUACCCCCACCUCAAAUCCAUCCUCAGUCAAUGCCCCCACCUCAAAUCCAUCCUCAGUCAAUGCCCCCGCAUCAAAUCCAUCCUCAGUCAAAGCCCCAGCCUCAAAUCCAUCCUCAGUCAAUGUCCCAGCCUCAAUUCCAUCCUCAGCCAAUGCCCCAGCCUCAACCCCAUCCUCAGUCAAUGCCCCCGCCUCAAAUUCAUCCUCAGUCAAAGCCCCAGCCUCAAAUUCAUCCUCAGUCAAAGCCCCAGCCUCAAAUCCAUCCUCAGUCAAAGCCCCAGCCUCAAAUCCAUUCUCAGUCAAAGCCUCAAAUCCAUCCUCAGCAAAAGCAUCAGCCUCAAAUCCAUCCUCAGUCAAAGCCCCAGCCACAAACCCAUCCUGAUUCCAUCUCCCAGGCUCCAUCAACCCAUGCUCAGUCCAUGGUCCAUGUUCAAACCCAUCCUCAGCCAAAGACCCAGUCUCAAAUUCAUGCUCAGCCAACAGCAAAGGCUCAAAUCCAUCCUCAAACCGUGGUCCAGGCUCAAACCCAUGCUCAACCAAUGGUCCUGCCAAGUCACGCCCAACCUUCGACCCAACAUCAAACCCAAGCUCAUGUUCCAGAGGUCCAGCACCCAGGCCAUAUCUCCCAGGGCCAAAUUCCUGUUUGGACCCAAGUUAGAGUCUCAUCCCCAAUGUCUGUCCAGCAACCACAGGCACAACCUGCACUGCACCCGCAAGGUUACCCCCGGGGUCAUUCCCCAUCCCAGCAGGGGACACCCAAACAAGAGCAACAAAACCAAGCCAUUGCCCAGCAAAGGCAUCCUAUUCCCCAGGCAUACCCUCCACAAAUGGCUCAAGCUCCACAGUCUCAGGCUUAUCCAACCGUUCAGGCUCUACAGCAGUGGCCCCAAGCUGGAACCCAGCAAGGACCUCAGAUGCAACAAGGCCAAGUUCAGCAACAGACUUGGAUUCAGGCACCGCCUCAACUUCAGCCCCAGACUUAUCCCCAGCCUCAAUCGCAGCAAUAUUCACAGGUUCAGCAUCAAACUCAGUAUCACCCUCAGCCUCAGAUGCAAGCUCAAAUACCUCCCAAAUCGCAACCACCACUUCAAGCCCAACCUCAGCUUCCUGCACAGCCUCAGCUUCAACCCCGGCUGCAGGCCCAGUCCCAAACACACAUCCAGACACAGCCAUCAGUACAAUUCCAGCAGGCACCUCCACAACCCAGACAUCAGGCCCAGCUCCAACCACAACCAAAGAUUCAGUCACCAACUCAACCAAAAGGUCAAUGUGCUGCCUCAGUCCCUGCCUGAGUCACCAGACCUGCUCAUUAAACCUCCAGCCCUGGCCCAGGCUCCUCCCAAGGCCUACACAGAGGCUUACGCCAAGGCCCAGGCAUUAGCCAGAAAUGGCUUUGAGGAAGCCAAGCAUUGUCUGCAGGAGCAUAUCAUGGAAACCAUUAACGUUUUUAAAGACAAAAGUAUAUCGGCUGAGCAAGCAUCAGUGAAAGAGGAGACUCUGAAGACCCUGGACCCAGAGCUGCUAGACGAGUUCUUGAGAGCAGCCAAGGGCAUGGAGGCCUUUUGUACCCCCUCCCAGCUCAGAGACAUGGAGUUCUUCACCCAGUCUAUCAGGACACAGUGGGAGGCUUGUUUCUCAGCGGAGGGCAGCUUUGCCCAGACAGGGCAGCACCUGGAGGCCUUGAAAGAGCUGUGUGACACCCUGAGCCCACAGGAUGCUCACCGCCUGGCCCAGACUCAGCUGAGGGAGUGUGAGACGAGGCUGGCUGAUAUCCAGAGACAGUUCAGUGGAGACCCAGACGUACCUCUCCCUGAUUCUAGGAUUCCUGUUGCCCUCAGUGAAGAUCUGACCACACAAAACGAACCUACAAGACUAAGUGACAAACCGGUCUCAGCUGAGGUGUUUCAAGUGACGACGAAGACUGUCAGUGUGGAGAAGAGGGAGGUGGAAAAGCAGGUUUCUGUAGAGGAAGACAGAUUUGAGAAUUGUAAGAGGUCUUUACAAGCACAACUGGCUAAAAAUGAGCAGAGCAUCAAGGAUGUGCCUUCGGACUCCGUCUCUUUGAAAGGUCUGCAUACACGUCUCCAGGAAAUACAGUUCUUGCGGCAGGAGACCGAGUCUCUGUGGUCUGAGUAUGCAAACCAGUGUUCGCAGGUGAGCGGGAACACUGGUCUGGAGCAGCAGAAGGCGGAGCUGCAGGAGCAGUGGCGCGACCAACAGUCCAAACUCCAGCGGAGGGGCAGCUCGCUGGGCGCUGCCCUCAGACAGAUAGACUCCACCGAGAACCACAUGGUGGACUUCACCGACCGCCUGGACCGCUACCUGAGACAUCCCAAAGACAUCACUGCCUUCACACCGGCCAACACCAACAUCCUGAAAGAUAUCAAGGAACUGGAUGACAACAUCCAGAGCGAGCUGGACCAGCUGUCCCGUCUCCACCCUGAAUCCAGUGAUCUGGACCCCAGAGACGGCUUCCUUCUGUCCCGUGAGGUCGAGACUCACAGAACCAGCCUGGAUCAGCUUCGACAGCAGGUCCGGAAGAGUGAAGCGGCCGCCCGCGCCCUCGACCGCUUCCUCAUGUCAUUGCGUACUGUGGAUGAAGACAUCUCUGGUGUCCAAGGCGCCCCCUGCAGCAACACUGUGAUACUGCAGGACUGUCGCUCCAAGCUGACUCUGAUCAGGCAGAGCAUCGACAGUCUGAAAGAAAAGGCGCCUCGGCUGGAUGUUCUCCUGCAGGGGGCCAGGCUGACAGUCACCAGGGAUGGUGUCCCGGCCUCCUGCCUGGACAUGGUGACUGCCCUGCUGACGAGGCUGGAGGAGGCGGACAGUGGGCUGGCCACCCAGCAGGAGGGGCUCCAGAAGGAGACGCAGAGCAAAUCGCUGGGCCUGAGGAAGAGGACACUCAUCGGGGAUCUGAGGAAGCUGCAGGAUACCAUCGAAACACAAGGCCUGAAGGAGCCCACCAUGCCUGCUGUGCAACACAGGCUUCGUGCCCUGUCAGAUUUGGAGGGUCAGCUGCAGGCUCAGCACGCAGAGGUCCAGAACCUCCGUGAACUUCAAGAGAAACAGGGAGGAGGAGAACAACUCUUUGAGGAGCUGGAGACUCAGUGGAAGGACACUCAGAAAGCUUUUUCUGGCAGGAAGAAGCAGUGCAGCAUCCUGCUGGAGCUUCUGAAGAAGUUCCAGAGCUGCCGCAGUCACAUGAGCAAGACCAUGCAGAAAGCAGAGCAGAGCAUCAUUGAUCAGGCUUCCUACUUGGGCAAGGAAAACCUGCAAAAAAAUAUUACUGUGGUGUCUGGUGUUAAGGAGGGGCUAGGUGCUGUCGGGCAGCGCAUGGAAGAGAUGAGGGGUGUUUGCAGACAGCUGCAGUCCCAACUGAAGAAUUUCUCCGACUGCAGUGAGACUCCCUUUGAAGCCGAAGCUGACACACUCAUGGACAGCUGGCUGGAUGUGACGGAGAAGACGGAUGCCUACAUGGAUAACCUGCGAGUGGGGCAGGAGCUGUGGGAGAAGCAGCUGAUGCUGGGGGGAGAGGUGGACGGCUGGGCAGGGGUCAAACUGGCCCUGUUUGCAGAGAGCCAUCCUUUCCACAACGAGCAACAAGUGCUUGCCAUGAGGGAUGAGAUCCAUGCAAAUGAGGAGAACAUUGAGCAUUUCCACAAGAAGUCGUUAGAGAUCCAGACGAUGCUGCAGAGUCGGGAAGCACCUCUGGAGCUGCAGGUGAUGGAAACCCAGCUGAGGAAGAGGAUGGAGCAGGUGAAGGAGCUGUUUGCCGACUGCACCGACGUCUUUGAGGAACUGGUAGCUGUGAAGAAACACCUCUCUGAGAAGGUAGAGGAGUGCCAGUCCGCUGUAGAGAGCAUCCAGUGUUCUCUCAGUAAUGUUGACGCGUCACACCCGAAGGCAGAAGAGCAGAUACAGCUUAUGUGUGACGAUCUGAAGGCUCAGGAGGAGCAGGCUGAGGCCACACUGAAGGAGGUUGGUUUGGUUUCCAGUGUGGCCAGCCCUCAGGGGAUGGAGCCGCUGUCUGUAGACUGCAGCAGGCUGAAGGACACGAUCUCCCGCACCAAGGACAUGAUCCACCUGAAGAGAGAGGAGAGAGACAAAGGCCUGCUCGAGGUUAUCAAAGAUGAAAAGCAGUUGUUUGAGGAAUGGUUCCAAAACUUGCAGCUGUCCGUCAAUGAGUGCUUUGAGCACCCUGAGAGCCGAGCAGAUGUGGAGACAUCCCUGCAAAGACUCGCCGGUUUCUUAAAAUCCAAGGAUGCAGAGAAACGUCUGGAGCAGCUGAAAGGCCAGCUGCAGAGAGGCAGCCGGCAGGUUCCUCCCCAGCAGCUCUCCGAGUUCACCGACUGGCUGAAGGAGCAGCAGAAGGAGGUGGACACGUUCAGAACACACUGCCACAACAGGCGGAAACAAAUGGAGCCACUCCUCAGUGACCUGAUCAGUCUGCAGAAGCAACACGAUAGCUUCCGUGAGUGGCUGCAGUACAAAGAGAAACUAUCUGUGGAGACGGACAAAGUCAAACCUUUUCUCAAAGACCUUCAGAAUGAGAGUGGGAGAGCUGAGACCCUCGGCGAGCUUUUAGCAUCAGUACGCAAACAAGGUGUCCGAGCUGAGAGCCUCCUGAAGAACGGUGAUAACUUGAUACAGCGCUACAGAAACCUGGAAGGCAGGUUGCAGAAGCAGGCAGACGCCCAGAGCGCGCUGGACGGGGAAUUUGACAAGUUUAAUGUUCAGGCUGAGAGCACCAGGACCUGGAUAAGUGACCUUGUGCAGCCCGUCACCUCCACUGGCAACCAGACAGAGGAGAUGAAGCACAAAGCACAGGCCAUCCUGAGCUCCAAACCCGAGGGAGACUCUAAAGUGAACAACCUGAGAAGGCAAAGUGAAAGUAUGUGUGAGCAGGAGGACCUGGAGGAGAGCAAGAAGCAGGCGGUUCAGCAGUCGGUCAGAGAAACAGAGGAGCAGUGGAGGACGGCUCUGCAGACCGCUGAGCAGAACCUCAACAAGGUGGACAAACGAGCCCUGUUGGAUAAGGAUUUAGACGCUGUCAAAGCCCAGAAUGAAAAUGUUCAGUCCUGGAUCAGAGACCAGGAGCAGAACAUGCAGUCUCUUGGUGGCUGCAUGCAAGUUGAAGAAAAGCUCCAGAUUGCACAAGCCACUCUGAACUCCAAACCUGAUGGAGAUUCAAAGCUCCAGGAUCUGAAGCGACAAUGCCAGAGAGACGAAGAGGUUCAGGGCGCAGUCAGACAGACGGAGGAGCAGUGGAGGGAAGUCUUGCAAGUUGCUGAGAAGGGACUCAAAAGGGCGGAGACUGAAGCUUCCACUGGAAAGGACUUCGAUGCUUUCAAAACCCAAAAUGAAAGCGUCCAGUCCUGGAUCAACGAGCAGAAGCAGAAGCUGUUGUCCGUCACUAGUCACAUACCGUUUGAUGAAAGGUUACAGAUCGUGAAGGCUGUUAUGACCUCCAAACCUGAGGGAGAGUCCAAGGUGCUCGACCUGAAGACACAGGGCGAACGACUGCGGGAGCAUCUGGAGGAGAGCAGGAAAGCAGAGGUUCAGCAGUUUGUAAAAGACAGGGAGCAGCAGUGGAGGACAGUCCUGCAGGCCGCCAGGCAGGCAGAGCUCCGAAGCCUUUCAGAAGACUUCGACACUCAGAGUAAAAACACUCAGUCCUGGAUCAGAGACAGACAGCAGAAGCUCCAGGCUCUGGGCAGCCACACACCACCUGACGAGAGAUGUCACGCUGCUGGGGACAUCUUGAGCUCCAAACCUGAAGGUGACUGUACCGUGAACAACCUGAGGCGGCGAGGCCAGAGUCUGUGUGACCAUCAGGAUGCAGACCAGGGCAGGAAAGUCCAUGUUCAGAAGACAAUCAGAGACACAGAGGAGCAGUGGAAGACAGUGCUGCAGGCUGCUAAACAGGUCGAAGCUAAAGCUGAUGUCCAAUACUCGCUCUCCAAGGAACUGGAGGCCUUCCGCACCAAAGCAGGCAGCACCAACACCUGGGUUCAGAAGCUGCAGCAACAAGCCAAGACCAAGGGCAGCGGCACUCAGGGCAGCCGCGCUGAGAUAGAGGACAGGCUGAACACUGCACAGAGCAUCUUGAGCUCCAAGUCAAAGGGAGAGGCUCAAGUGAUGGAGCUGAAGAGACGAGCGCAGAGUCUAUGUGAGCAAGAAGACCUGCCGGGAGACAAGAAGCUGGAGGUUCAGAAGACGGUCGCAGACACGGAGCAGCAGUGGAAGACGGUGCUGCAGGCUGCUGAGGAGACACAGAGGCAGUUGAAGGGUGUUGUGGAGCGCCUGGUGUCCUGUCAGUACCAGCGAGGCCAGGCUGAGGCCCGUCUGUCUGAGUUCCAGAAGCAGACGUCCGGCCUGCCGCGUGUCUUCCCCUGGCCGGGCCUGGGAGAGCGGAGGCAGACGGUGGAACAGGCCCGCACCCUGCUGGACAAGAGUGCAGCUUUGGCCCCUGUCCUCUCAAACCUCCGUACACAGGCUUCAGAGCUGUUUGAGAUCACACAGGACCGUGACUGGACAGAUCCCUCCUGGGCAGCCAAGGAAGAGUCCAUCCCUGCUCUGCUGAAAGAGCUAACUGAUGCAGUGGGUAACCUGGAGCAGGGCAUCCUGACAGAGAGGCAGUGCACCCAGCUGGUGGAGCAGCAUGUAGCAGCCCAGGAUUGGCUGAGGGAGCAUGUUAAAGGUCUGCGAGCUCCUCCAGUGGACAGACAGGGUCUACACAGCACUGUCAUCACUCUGAAGGCUUUACUCCAGACAUUGGACAGGGAGCAGAGGGAGAUGAAGGAGCUGAACUCUGCCAGAGACAGUUUGCUGAGCCUCUGCUCCCCCGGAGGUCGCGAUGCCCUGACCCUGGAGGUCAGCCAUCUCCACGACCUCUGUGCCACCUCGGAGCAGGAGGUGAGGGAGCGCCUGGCGGCCUGUGAGACGCGGCUUGAGGAGUUGGACAGUCAGCUGGCCAAGAGGGCCCAGGGGCUGAAGGAGAGAGCUGCAGCCCUGCAGUGGGAGCUCCGCUCUCUGGAUCAGGCGCUCAGUUACAGCAAACCACACAACAACAUCCCUCAGCUCCAACAGCACUGGCACAGCCUUCAGAACUGUGAAAAAUCACUAAAAGAUGUGGGUGUGAAAACUCAUGACCUUCACCAGGAAGUUGUGGCUACACCUGCCACUGACGAGCUGCCAGCAGAAAUCCUGACUGUGGUGAAUUCCUUAUGCCAGCAGCAUGACAGUCUAAAGUCCAGGCUGAGUGAGCGUCAGGGUUCCACCUCCACCUCCACAGCUCACUGUCUGAUGGACUGUCUUCACGCCCUGCAGGAAUGGAACCACAGCAAACCACCAGAGUCCAUUUCUUCUGUGCAGGUGAAAUUAGAGGAAGGUGAAAAGUUGCAGGCCGGCCUACGGGAGGCGCUUUCUCACCAGCAGUUUGUAAGAGACUGUUUGAAGCCAGACUUGGCUGAGAAACUGGAGCGAGAUUGUUCAGAGACACUCAUAGAAGCAGGCACACAUAAGGCUUCUCUCAUCAAGAGCUUAAAGAAACUUGAUGGAAAGAGUAAGCAAAAGCUGCCUGACGUCCUUCAUGGUAAUCUAGAGGAGACAAAGACAUCUGCAGUGGCACCACCUCGAAAAAGCAAACACUUACCUGAGCAAAAACAUCAAGUGGUCAGAGCACCAACUGAAAUAACUGUUGUGGAAAAAGGAAAGCUUUCCCCAACCAAAAGCCAGGAGCUGACAAAGGAAGAACCUGCCAGUCAGAAGCCAUCUUCAACUCCAGAGGUGGUCACAGCACCAACUAAAAUUGCUGUUUUGGAAAAAGGUCAACUUUCACCAACUAAAAGAAGGUCCAAGGGCCUGAAACUUUCCCCAGAACAACCUACCACAGAGCUGACAAAGACCAAGGAAGAGCCUGACCGUCACAAACCAUCUUCAACUCCAGAGGUGGUCAGAGCACCAACUGAAAUAACUGUUGUGGAAAAAGGAAAGCUUUCCCCAACCAAAAGCCAGGAGCUGACAAAGGAAGAACCUGCCAGUCAGAAGCCAUCUUCAACUCCAGAGGGGGUCACAGCACCAACUAAAAUUGCUGUUUUGGAAAAAGGUCAACUUUCACCAACUAAAAGAAGGUCCAAGGGCCUGAAACUUUCCCCAGAACAACCUACCACAGAGCUGACAAAGACCAAGGAAGAGCCUGACCGUCACAAACCAUCUUCAACUCCAGAGGUGGUCAAAGCACCAACUGAAAUAACUGUUGUGGAAAAAGGAAAUCUUUCACCAACCAAAAGUCAAUCAAAGGGUCAGGAGUUGGCAAAGACAAAGGAAGUGCCUGCCAGUCAGAAGACCUCUUCAACUCCAGAGGUGGUCAGAGCACCAACUGAAAUAACUGUUGUGGAAAAAGGAAAGCUUUCCCCAACCAAAAGCCAGGAGCUGACAAAGACAAAGGAAGAACCUGCCAGUCAGAAGCCAUCUUCAACUCCAGAGGGGGUCACAGCACCAACUGAAAUUGCUGUUGUGGAAAAAGGUCAACUUUCAGCAACUAAAAGAAGGUCCAAGGGCCUGAAACUUUCCCCAGAACAACCUACCACAGAGCUGACAAAGACCAAGGAAGAGCCUGACCAUCAUAAACCAUCUUCAACUCCAAAGGUGGUCACAGCACCAAUCAAAAUUGCUGUUGUGGAUAAAGACAAUUUUUCACCAACCAAAAGUCAGUUGAAGGGUCAGGAGCUGACAAAGACUAAGGAAGAGUCUGCCGAUCAGAAGCCAUCCUCAACUCCAGAGGUGGUCACAGCAACCACUAAAAUUACUGUUGUGGAAAAAGGUCAACUUUCACCAACUAAAAGAAGGUCCAAGGGCCUGAAACUUUCCCCAGAACAACCUACCACAGAGCUGACAAAGACCAAGGAAGAGCCUGACCGUCACAAACCAUCUUCAACUCCAGAGGUGGUCAAAGCACCAACUGAAAUAACUGUUGUGGAAAAAGGAAAUCUUUCACCAACCAAAAGUCAAUCAAAGGGUCAGGAGUUGGCAAAGACAAAGGAAGUGCCUGCCAGUCAGAAGACCUCUUCAACUCCAGAGGUGGUCAGAGCACCAACUGAAAUAACUGUUGUGGAAAAAGGAAAGCUUUCCCCAACCAAAAGCCAGGAGCUGACAAAGACAAAGGAAGAACCUGCCAGUCAGAAGCCAUCUUCAACUCCAGAGGGGGUCACAGCACCAACUGAAAUUGCUGUUGUGGAAAAAGGUCAACUUUCACCAACUAAAAGAAGGUCCAAGGGCCUGAAACUUUCCCCAGAACAACCUACCACAGAGCUGACAAAGACAAAUGAAGUGCCUGCCAGUCAGAAGCCAUCUUCAACUCCAGAGGUGGUCAGAGCACCAACUGAAAUAACUGUUGUGGAAAAAGGAAAGCUUUCCCCAACCAAAAGCCAGGAGCUGACAAAGACAAAGGAAGAACCUGUCAGUCAGAAGCCAUCUUCAACUCCAGAGGUGGUCACAGCACCAACUGAAAUAACUGUUGUGGAAAAAGGUCAACUUUCACCAACCAAAAGUCAAUCAAAGGGUCAUGAGCUGACAAAGACAAAGGAAGUGCCUGCCAGUCAGAAGCCAUCCUUCAACUCCAGAGAGCUGACAAAGACCAAGGAAGAGCCUGACCGUCACAAACCAUCUUCAACUCCAGAGGUAGUCACAGCAUCAACUAAAAUUACUGUUGUGGAAAAAGGAAAUCUUUCACCAACCAAAAGUCAAUCAAAGGGUCAGGAGUUGGCAAAGACAAAGGAAGUGCCUGCCAGUCAGAAGCCGUCUUCAACUCCAGAGGUGGUCACAGCACCAACUGAGAUAACUGUUGUGGAAAAAGGUCAACUUUCACCAACUAAAAGAAAGUCAAAGGGUUUUAAACUUUCCCCAGAACAAGCUACCACAGAGCUGACAAAGACCAAGGAAGAGCCUGACCGUCAUAAAUCAUCUUCAACUCCAGAGGUGGUCACAGCACCAACUGAAAUUGUUGUUGUUGAAAAAGAUCAACUUUCACCAACGAAAAAAAAGGGCCUGACACUUUACCCAGAACAAGCUACCACAGAGAUGACAAAGACCAAGGAAGACCAAGAAACUGCAAAGGAGAGCCAAACUACGGCUAAGAACGUCAGUCCAGUAUGUGAGAAGUUUACUAUUCAGGUUAGUGGCACCAUUCAGGAGCGCCAAGGAAAGAAAGUGGCCACUGUCAUUCUCGACACAUUGGCGCAGCCUUGUAAGGCAGAGACCAAAUUUUCCAAAAUAAGCUCAUCUGUGCAGGACAUAAUGAAACCAAGUGGAACUGUGAGUCAGCUGAAACUCACACAGGAAAGACCCAAAGAAGAUAAGGAUUAUGAUGUCCAGAAAGAGCAUGGUAUGCACGAUGUACCCAAGAGCAUGGAUGAAAAGUCUGUAAGGAUGGAGAAAACCCACAUGGAGCCUCAAGUUCGCACCCUACAACUAGAUAUACCAACCAGUCUGGAGAAGGAUGAAAACGCUUCAGUCAGUGCUAAAGUGUCAACAAAAGACGUGCAUGAUUCACCCAUGAGCCUUGAUGAAAAGUCUGUUAGGAUGGAUGAAGUCCACAUUUUACAACCUGGUACACAGGCCACUAUAAAGGAGCAUGUAAUCACAUCUAUAACAAUAGCACAGGCACCAAGGAUUGAUAAAGAUCAGACAAGUAUCCAGGGCAAAAGAAUGCCAGAAAACAAAGACCUGACUUCAGCUGAUGUUCAGGCAGAAAAGGCUGCAGUCAAGAUGACCAUCGCCGAAGAUAAGACCAAGGUAAAACCCAAAGAGGUCGAGGAUCAUGACGUGAAGGAAAUGCCUACCAAAGUAUCGACAAAAGAUGUGCAGGAUGCUCCUCAGGGCCUGGAUGAAAAGUCUGUUAGUAUGGAGAAAAUCCGCGAAGGGACUGAAAUGCGCAUUUUACAACCAGGUACACAGGCCACUAUAAAGGAGCAUGAAAUCACAUCUGUUACAAUGGCAAAAACAGCAAGGAUUGAUAAAGAUCAAACGCGUAUUCUGGGGGGAAAAGGGCGAGAAAACAAAGACCUGACUUCAGCUGAUGUUCAGCCAGAAAAGGCUGCAGUCAAGAUGACCAUGGCCGAACUGAAGACCAAGGAAAAACCCAAAGAGGUCAAGGAUCAUGACGGGCAAGAAGUGCAUACUAAAGUGUCUGCAAAGGACGUGCAGGAUGCACCUCAGGGCCUGGAUGAAAAGUCUCACAUGCCUGUUACAAUGGCAAAAACGGCAAAGAUUGAUAAAGAUCAAACAAGUACUCAGGGCAAAAAAGUGCCAGAAAACAAAGACCUGACUUCAACUGAUGUUCAGCCAGAAAAGGCUGCAGUCAAGAUGACCAUGGCCGAACUGAAGACCAAGGAAAAACCCAAAGAGGUCAAGGAUCAUGACGGGCAAGAAGUGCAUGCUAAAGUGUCUGCAAAGGACGUGCAGGAUGCACCUCAGGGCCUGGAUGAAAAGUCUGUUAGUAUGGCGAAAAUCCGCGAAGGGACUGAAAUGCGCAUUUUACAACCAGGUACACAGGCCACUAUAAAGGAGCAUGAAAUCACAUCUGUUACAAUGGCAAAAACAGCAAGGAUUGAUAAAGAUCAAACGCGUAUUCUGGGGGAAAAAGGGCGAGAAAACAAAGACCUGACUCCAGCUGAUGUUCAGCCAGAAAAGGCUGCAGUCAAGAUGACCAUGGCCGAACUGAAGACCAAGGAAAAACCCAAAGAGGUCAAGGAUCAUGAUGGGCAAGAAGUGCAUGCUAAAGUGUCUGCAAAGGACGUGCAGGAUGCACCUCAGGGCCUGGAUGAAAAGUCUGUUAGUAUGGCGAAAAUCCGCGAAGGGACUGAAAUGUGCAUUUUACAGCCAGGUACACAGGCCACUAUAAAGGAGCAUGAAAUCACAUCUGUUACAAUGGCAAAGAUUGAUAAAGAUCAAACAAGUACGCAGGGCAAAAAAGUGCCAGAAAACAAAGACCUGACUUCAACUGAUGUUCAGCCAGAAAAGACUGCAGUCAAGAUGACCAUGGCCGAACUGAAGACCAAGGAAAAACCCAAAGAGGUCAAGGAUCAUGACGGGCAAGAAGUGCAUGCUAAAGUGUCUGCAAAGGACGUGCAGGAUGCACCUCAGGGCCUGGAUGAAAAGUCUGUUAGUAUGGAGAAAAUCCGCGAAGGGACUGAAAUGCGCAUUUUACAACCAGGUACACAGGCCACUAUAAAGGAGCAUGAAAUCACAUCUGUUACAAUGGCAAAAACAGCAAGGAUUGAUAAAGAUCAAACGCGUAUUCUGGGGGAAAAAGGGCGAGAAAACAAAGACCUGACUCCAGCUGAUGUUCAGCCAGAAAAGGCUGCAGUCAAGAUGACCAUGGCCGAACUGAAGACCAAGGAAAAACCCAAAGAGGUCAAGGAUCAUGAUGGGCAAGAAGUGCAUGCUAAAGUGUCUGCAAAGGACGUGCAGGAUGCACCUCAGGGCCUGGAUGAAAAGUCUGUUAGUAUGGCGAAAAUCCGCGAAGGGACUGAAAUGUGCAUUUUACAGCCAGGUACACAGGCCACUAUAAAGGAGCAUGAAAUCACAUCUGUUACAAUGGCAAAAACGGCAAAGAUUGAUAAAGAUCAAACAAGUACGCAGGGCAAAAAAGUGCCAGAAAACAAAGACCUGACUUCAACUGAUGUUCAGCCAGAAAAGACUGCAGUCAAGAUGACCAUGGCCGAACUGAAGACCAAGGAAAAACCCAAAGAGGUCGAGGAUCAUGACUUGCAAGAAGUGCAUGCUAAAGUGUCUGCAAAGGACGUGCAGGACGCACCUCAGGGCCUGGAUGAAAAGUCUGUUAAGUCUUCAGUUAAGAUGACCAGGAUAGAAGUAAGAGAAAGCUUUACCGAAUCCCUAUCUGAAACCAGUGUAGUCCCUAGCGCCCUAAUGGAGAGACAAACAGCAGAUGCAAAGGAAAAUAAUAAGGAAGAACAGAAGGAGGGGAAGAAGAGGACAACACAGGAAGAGGAAAGGGAAAAGAUGGUCAAGGCAGAAAUUCAAAAUGUUCCACCCCCAAUGGCCACAACCACUGCUGUAGUGAAGCCUCUAAGAAUGGAUGCGCUACAGGUGUACAAGGCUGACAAGUUAUCACUCGCAUCACUGCAGGCAGUUCAGAAAUCUUCAACUGGUGUUCUCUUGAGUGAGGUAACCCUGGUGGGAGGAUUGUCCUCUGGGGAAAACAAAGCUCAAGCAGAUGCAAGGUCUGCGAAGACUGAGAAACCUGUUCUGAAGAUACCAGAAGGAUCUGCCAUGAGGAACAUCUUCACAGGAAUACAGCUACUCUCAGGGACAGGACCCAACAGUCAACUCUCUGAGGGUAAACCACUGGAAAGUGCUCCAGAGGCUCUGAUUACAUCCACCAGUGAUCUGGAGAACCAUCUAAGCAGGCUGGUGUCUAAAGUCCUGAGCUGCAAGAACUACCCAGCUGAGCUCAGCCCUACUGCAAUGGCCCAGCAGCUGAAAAAGGCUCAGGAGUGCCGCGACACUGCCCAAGCACAAGUGUCAUUGCUCUCUCAGUUGAGAGCAGCUGAUGCUGAGAACAAGGAUGCUCUGGAGCAUGUGGAGGACCAGUGGAGCACUGCUGUUCACGAUGCAUCUGCUGUCAUCCAGAGUAAAGACGCACAGCUGCAGCUGGUCAAUGAUUAUUGCAGACAGACCCAAGCAGCCAAGACCACGCUGGAGAGACUGACAACAGAACUGGAGGCUGUCAGAAAGUCCCCAGAGGAGAGCAGCUCCAAGGAGACAGCGCGACUCUGCGCCUUACAGAGAAGUAUGGAGGAGAACAGAACAGUACUUGGCGAGUUGCUCGUGACUCAGACCAAGUUGUGCCCCCACCUCAGCUGGUCUGAUCGAGCAACCGCACAGACUGAGCAGAAGAACAUACAAGAGAAUUGGAGAGGCCUGGAAAGAGCUGUGGAGAGGAACUUGUAUCACACAAAUGUCCAUUCUCACGACACCAGCAGCCUUCUGUCUGCGAUAUCAGGUCUUCAGGAAUGUUUGCAGACAAUCGACAAAGACCUUGAGCCCAAGUCUCCUUCAGUUACUCAGUGGAACUGCAAGAAGGCUCAGCAGCUGAUGUCUGCAAAUGCUGAGGUUAAAGCUGCCCAGCAGAAAUACCUUUAUUUGCAGCAGCUGUCAGAGGCGCUACUCCCCAGCUCACAGAGGGAGAAGGAUACGACAGAGAUACAGCAGGGGCUUCAGAGGGUCCAAGACCAACUUUGCCACACAGAGGAACUAGUGUCCACUCAAACUCAGAACAGCAGCAACCCCAUCAUGGAGAAAAUUAUCGUGGUGAUGAGGGAUGGCCUUUCCUGGGCGAAGCAGACAGAGAGUGACAUUGAAGGCAGGAGGAGGAGGGUGGCUCUCCUCCCUGAGGAGGUGCACCGGCAGCUCAGAGAUCUGAAAAAGCUGCAGUCUGAGGUCAUGGCCAAACAGGGCCAACUGGAGUUGCUGGUGGAGGAGGUGACAGAGCUCCUUCCACAGCUGGACCAAGCUGAGGAGGUGCCGAUGGUGCACUCCUCUCUGCAAUCCCUUCAAGAACUCUCAAAGUCGACUACUGAGAAGCUAGCCAAGGCUGUGAGAGAGAUGGAGUCAGGACUGCAGACCAGAGAAAAGCUGUCGGAGCAGAUCGCUGACAUCGACUCCUGGGUUUUGGCUCAUCUCCAUAGAGAGGCUUCCAGGUGUCCAGACAGUGAGCUCAGGAGACCGGCUGAACUUGACCGCAGAGUUCGUCAGAUCCAAGAGACCCUGGGUGAGGCUGAGAAGCAGGCUGCUGUCUGUGAGGCUCUUUUAAUGAAGAGUAAAGACAUUGCCACUGAGCUCAACAUCACAGAGAACUGUCAGCUUUUUGAUAAGCUAACCAACCUCCAGGAGGACACCAGAGCCAUCAGCAGCCACGAGAAGGCCAUCAAAAAGGAGCUGGAAGAACUCACCCAGAAUGUAGAUUUGAGCAAGAAGAACCUGGUCACCAUUGAAACAAGCCUGAGGCAGAUGUUAGUAGAUCUGAGUAGACACAGGUUCCCCAUCACGAGCGAGUCCCUGCAAGCUUUGGAGCCUUUCAAACACGUGAUUUUGGAGCACAAGUCCCAGGUUGACCUUCUGCAACCGUGGAUUCCCCAGGAAAAGACAAGGGUACUGUACUCUGUCAUUUCUGAACUUCUCAGCAAAAUGGUCACCCUGGAAUUGAAAGCCAAAGGUCAUGAGAAAUACCUGAACCAGAGGCAGUGUGUGGAGGACCUCAGGGAGAGCGUUCAGGAGCAAGUCGGUCACACCAAAGACGACAGCAGGGCGCUGGAGGACAAGUACAAAGUCUGUCAGACCCUCCUCAUACAGCUUCCUCUCAUAAAGUAUAUGUCUGAGGAGGCAGGCACUAAACUCCAGAUGAUCUCCGCUGACCUUUACCCCUCGCAGCUGAGCACAGAGCGACAGAGACUGAAAGAAAACAAUGGGAGCCUUAACGACUUGGAGAGGACGCUCUACAACAACCUCAGCAUCAUCGAGUGGAACCUGCUGAAGGAACUGGACCUCGACUCAGAGAAGGCAGCCACGAAGGCCUUCCUCGGGAAGACCCAGCAGGAGCUCCAGGCAGACCCCAUGUUGGAGCCAAAUGAAACUGUAAUUAACAACGAAUACCAAAGAGUCAUAUCAUUGAAAAAGACUGUAGAGUCAAGAAUGAGAGCGCUGGAAGUCCUUGAGCAAAAGAAAGGAAACGGAAAUGGAUCCCAAGAUGUGAUGGACUUGAAGAGUUUGGUCCUCAGUGAAUGUGACUCACAAAUGGAGAACAUCUCCCAGGCCAAGGUGUCCCUGAGAGGCUACACAUGUGCUGUUACACAAGCAGCACAAUUUUUGAGGGACAUCGAGGUCACCCUGCUGCCCCAGCAGGGCUCUGCUGGACUCUGCUCUGAAAGGCUGGAGGAGACCCAGAAGGCUUUGGCCUCGCUAACGCAGCAGUUUCAGGUCCACGUGGAGAAGCUCCAGAACCAGGUUGACCUCCAUCCUUACCUGUCCGCCCAGAAGUUGGAGCAGCUCCAGGAGAAUAUUCUGAGCCAGCUCCUGGUGAGGAUGUCCACUCUCCAGGCACAGGGCCACAUACGACUGGAGUGUCUCAACAGUUGUGUAGAACAUCACAGAGAAUACACCAAGAGCCAAGAUGAAAUCCUCCAGAGUGUGAAGAGCGCAGAGAACCACCUCUCACAGUUCACCCGUCAUAAGGUCACCUGUCUCGCUGACUGCACUGACCAGCAAACCAGACUUGGAGUUCUGUCUGAGGAGGUGGAGUUCCUGCAGAGGCGUCUGGAGGAGCUGAAGGAGUGGUGCCCAGAGCAGAGCUGCCAUGGAGGCAGGUUGGCCACCGUAGCUGCGGUCUGGAAACGCAUAUCAAGACUACGUCGCUGCACACGAGAGCUGACGACUCGCAGUAAACAGAGGAUCACAGAAUGGAGCGAAAUCACCAACAGCGUGGAGAAGACCACCGCUCUCCUGGAGCAGGUGGAGGCGGAGCAUCCUGAUGGCUCCCGGAUGAAGGCCUCCACGGAGGACCUUCAGGACCUGUUGCAGUCCUGGGAACAGUACCAGGACAGACUGGACUGCGAACAUCGAGCCCUGUCCGCACUAGAACUGCGCACUGCCAGGCUGCUGGGCGUCCCCGCCCACCUGGAGCAGGCUCCCGCAGCUCCGCUCUGCCAGCAGCUGCAAGCGAUGCAGGGUCGAUACGUCGGUGUGAAGCAGAGGAGCAGGGAGGGUUUGAAGGCAGCCAGGAGGGAACUGCAGGAGAGAGAGAAGGUUUGUGAGGAGAUGCAGGGCGUCCGGGUGUGGCUGGAGGCUGCAGAUGGUCUUCUGUCAGAGAUGCAGCAGAGCAGAAGCACGGAGGAGCUUCAGGAGGUUCACAGCCAGCUGUGUAACCAGAAGGCUUUGCUGCAGCGCAUCAUGGAGAGCCUGAAGAUGAAAUACUCCGACAUGUGCACUCGGGUCCCGGUGGAGAUCGAAGGCCAGCUGCAGGAGGUCACACAAUCGCUGCAGCAAGUAGAAGUAAAGGUGGGAGAGGCGGUGGAGAAGAGCGGUCCCGUCCACAGGCUCGGGGCAAAGAUGUCUGAGAUCCAGGCCGGCCUGAUGUCGGUUCAGAAAAGACUUGAACAGAGAAGCCCCAACGUGACUCAAGCAAAGUUCACUCAGAAGCGUGUGUGGGAUGAGUUGGACGUGUGGCACUCGUGUCUGGCGGCGCUGGAGGUGGACAUGCAGGACCUGGAGAAGCCACAGGAGGCGCUAACGCUCACUGAGAGACUUGUGGAGGUGCAGCAGCUCCACUCCAACCUGGCCAAACAGGCGGAGCAGAGGACAACCCUCAUCAGCAAGAUCCCAACGUGGCUUCAGCAACAUCAGGAGAUGAUCAGCAGCUCUAACAGCUGGAGGGUUGAGGCCAAGUCGUGGCUCGCCACCCCCUGCACCUACACCACGGCUAAAUGUCUGAGCAGCCAUGUUCACACUCUGCAGAUGGUGUUGGAUGACUCGGCACAGAUCCGAACGACUCUGCAGGGCUUCAGCUCGGUCUUGAACGAAAUGUCGCAGGUUUGCGACGUCACAACUCUCCAGGAACAACUGGUCGAAACCGAUCAGCAAGUGGCCACCGUGCAAGACGGCUUCACUGUUCCUCUGUCUCACCUGGGCCACGCUGCUGACGAGGUGGAGGCCAUUGAGACUGAAGUCAGGCGGAUGGAGAGUGAUGUGGCUGAGAUCAAGACGGUAUUAUCGUCUCCAGAGACUUUCCCCAGUCCCAGAGAAGAAAGCCUCAAGGUUGUUGAGCAGAAGAUCCUGACCAUGAGGAGAACUGUAGCUGAGAUCCAGAAGUGUAAACCCGGCCUCUGUCUUCCAGAGAACGCUGAAGAGACUCUGAUCGUCUUUACUGUCGUGGACCAGCUCCAGACUCUGCUGCUGGAACUGGAGAAGAAGAUCCCUGCACUGUUCAUCCAGCAGCCUCUGACUCCGGUCCAAACCAAAGCUCUGUCUCUUCAGCAGAUGACCUCUGGGCCUCAACUUCUGAAAUCCACUUCAGAGGAUGCUGAGAAGGAAGACAAAGAAAAGGGUCACAUCCGAAUUGUCCACGUUAAAGAGGACGUUCUGCAGCAGUCUGGAGCGUCGCUGCAGACUGUGGAGCAGUCCUCGCCUGAACAGAGACAGUCCCCUGAAUGGACUCAGAGGGAGCAUCAAGGAGUGCUCCAGGCUGAAGAAGCCAGGGAGAGAGAAGGGAGUGAGGAGCAGAGAGUGGAAGAAGGUGGAGCAGGUGUUUUAUGGUGGCUCUGGGAUGCUUUCCUGGCUGCUUCGCCAGAGGUACCUUUGGGUAUCCCAGAUGAGUCUGAAGGUUCCACUGAUCAGAGCAGAGAAGACAGACAGGAUGUUGAGCGCCCCACUGACACCCCAGAAGCAAGUUCGUCUGAAGCUUUAUCAAAACCCCUCGGCACAGUCAAAACUCAGUCACUGCCUGAGAGCAUGGUAAACACAACCUCCACCAUAGACGUCUCCAAAUCCUCCUCCGGGCCUGAGCGGAGAUGUGUAAUCUCUGCCCCGGAGGAGCCCCGGACCGGGCCCCGUGAAGGUGUCCUCCAUGUGUGCCUGGAGAGGGUGGGCCAGCUGGAGCUGUGGCUGCAGAAAGCCCAGAGGAGCCUGGUAGCUGCGGGUUCCUACACCAUGCAGGACAGCGUAGAGCGGCAACUCCUCACCUGCCAGGAGAUGUUCCUGGAGAUCGAGCAGAGGGUUGCCGGCAUGUCGGCUGAGCAGCAGCAGCAGCAGCAGGAGGAAGCGGCGGAGCUGCUCUCCUCCAAACUGGAGCUCCUGAAGACCAACCUGGUCUCCUUCCAGCAGCUGCUGCAGGACAGACAGGGGGAGGACAGGACCCACACAGAGACACAGAAGUCGGUUCCUCAGCCAGAGCUCCACCCGGAGUCUAAGUUACAGCGCAGCAACAGCGUUCAGGAGAUCUUCUCCUCCCCGAGAAACAAACUGCUCAGACAGAGCAGCCUGCAGCAGCAGAAGGAGUUGGAGCAGGAGCUGACUGAGCAGAGAGGACUGACUCAGGCCAUCGCCCUGCAGGGCAGCAGAGCUCGACUCCACAGCCAGGACGCAGAGGAGCCAGCGUGGCCUCCUGCUGAGGCUGAUGUGCAGGAGAGCUCUGCUCAGGAGAAGUGGGAGGGUCUUCACAGCCGGCUGCUGGCUCUGGAGGAGAGCUGGCUGCUCCCUCCCUCUGAGGUGACAGACUCAUCUAUGAGGCGUAGUGAUGGAACAGCAGGAAGCAUAAUUGGCACACAAACCCUGAAAGAGCUCCAAACUCACAUCCUCCACCUGAGAGAGGUGGGACUCGCAGCGACGGAGCCUUUGGUUCAGGCCUCCCCUGAGGACGCCUCCCCUGAGGACGCCUCCCCUGAGGACGCCUCCCCUGAGGACGCCUCCCAUCAGACGCUGGACGAGCGUUUGUUUCAUGUGCUGCAUGGAGCGUCCCUGUCCCUGUCCUCCAUCAACCACCUGCUGCACUCGCCUGCUGGGACGACACAUGGAGACACACGGCUGCUGCAGCUGCAGAGUCUGUCCGCAGAGCUGGCUCCCCUCGGCAGUGAGCUGGCCUCUCAGGGUUCAAAGGUCAGCCGUGUCCUGGGGUCGGAGUGUGGUCAGCGGUGUGUCGAUGAUCUGUGCAGAGUUCUCUCUGUGGUCCAGGCUGCACUGAGCAGCAGAGAGAAGCAGCUCACACACCUGCAGGAGGAGAUUGCACAGCGACAGAUGCAACUAAAUGAGUUGCAUGCAGCCUUCACUUCUAACCAGGCGACGGUUCACCAAAAUAUUAAUGAAUUCAGUGGGACUCACAACAAACAACUACAGGCUGUGGUUCGGAUGCAGGAGUCUCUGCAGCAGCAGGUGGAGCAGGUGAGCUCCCUGCUGGAGGACCGACACCACCUGCCGGCCUCUCUCAUCCAGCAGGCCUCACAGCUGCAGGGUGAGCUGGACAGUUCCCUGCGUGGUGUUCACUCCCGCGGUGAGGAGCUGAGGAACAGUGUGGAGCUGCAGCAGCAGUAUGAGCGGCUGGUCCACAGCCUGGAGGAGCUGCUCGCUCUGGGCUCCGAACGUGUCGCGCAGCAGCCCGACGCGGAGCUCCGUAACAGAGCUCAGCUCCAGCAGCAGCUCAGCAGUCACACGAAGUUCUUCCAGUUCUUGGGCCAUCAUUUAAGAAUCCUGCAGGAUCUGACCCCGAGAGUCCCAGAGAGCGCCCUCCAGAGGUGGGAGGGUGUAGUGAUGGCGCUGCAGGGCGAGGGGGCCCGGCUGCAGCAGCGUGGGCUGGAGAAAGGAACCAGGAUGCAGGAAACAUUACAGGUGUGGUGCCGGUUGGAGGAGGACAGCUCCUGGUCAGACUCCCUGCUGAGAGCCAUUGAGACUUCAUUUCCCAAGAUGCAUGAGGGGGGUGAUUCUGAGGAGCAGAUAUCAGAGAAGCUCUCUGUCUACCAGAAACUGCGCGGCGUGCUGGAGGAGAACAAAGCGCGGUUCAGUGGAACACUGGAGGCGGGGCUCUGGCUGCAGGCGGCGGGCUGUAGAGAAGCGGGCGUGGUGACCGGCGAGCUGGAGGCACGCUGGAGAGCCCUGCACAAGAAGGUGGAACACCAACGCACCCAAGUAGACAGGAACAGGAAGCUGAGGAGCAGGUUUCUUGGUGAUUCUGCUGUCCUGUGUGACUGGAUGUGUCGGGCCGGAGAGCGGAUGAACAAAUGCAGUGAGCUCUGUGUUUCUGAGGAGGAGACGGAUGUGGAACAGAGGCGUCAUCACUACCUCCAGUUUGUGGCUUUUACCAAAGAGUUGGAGGCCAAGUCUGCCCUGAAGGUGUCUGUAAUCGGGGCUGGAUCCCAGCUGGUGCACCUUAGGGAAGAGGACGGAGACAAAGAGACUUCAGAUCUCUGCUCCAUCCACGCCCAGCUCAGACAGACGGAGCUGGACUGGUCCAGUCUUCUGGUCCAAGUUCCUGUCGUCCAACAAGCUCUGCAUAAGCGAUGGAUGCAGAUGUUGAGCCAGCAGGGGGCGCUGCUGGAGCUGCAGGCCUGGCUGGGAGCUACUGAGUCCCGGCUGGAGGAGCAUCGCAGCAAAACCAACCAAAGCUCCACCAACACUGAUCUGAGUCAGCUCCUGAAAUACUGCAAGGAGUGUCAGACGGAGGUUUCGGCCCAUCAGGCCACACUGGACUACGUGAGCCAGCCGUUGCACACCUGCAGUACCGAGGACGGCCAGAGGAGGCGUUUUGAACACACCCAGUUUGCGGAGCAUCAGGGUCGUCUCAACCAUCAGUGGCUCAGUCUGCAGGAAGCUCUCAACUCUCAGAUCCAGGAGGUGGAGCAGAAGCUGAGGAGCAGAGUGGAGCGAGAGGUCCGUCUGCAGCAGGUCAACAGCUGGAUCACAGAGCAGAACCUCUGGAUGAUCUCAGCUCAGACACCUGGCAGCCAGACGGAGCUACAGAGGAGCAUCAGCACCUGCCAGGAUCUUGAGGAGAAAAUGAGGCAGAAGUCUGCAGCUCUUCAGGAGUUGAGAGACAACCUUAAUGGUGGAGGAGGAAAAAGCAGCUGUGAGUUCAUCUCUCAGACAGAUGAAUCCAUCCAGACCUGUGCAGCGCUCACACAGCAGCACGACACAGUGAGACGGAGGUUGAUGGAGGCGCAGCAGCUGUGGGACUGUGUGGAGAAGCGACUGAAUGAGAUGAUGCUGAAAACAGCGAGAACAUCGCAGACUCUUGAUUAUCUCAGCUGCCCUCAGCUCUCCCUGCAGGCACACAGAGAUCUCCAUGGAAAGCUGCAGCUUCUUCAUGAGGAGACGGACGCUUCUGAGUGGGACAAACUGAAUCUAAGCGUCUCCUCUCUCAGAGACAUCCUCAGUCCUGAUGCUGCCGCCCUCCUCACACAACAGCUGGACACACAGAGAGACAGUUGGACGCUGGUGUCCGGAGCUUUGGACCAGCAGCUCCAGAGGAGUCGGGACGUCCUGCAGGUGUGGGAGGUCUACGCCCGGCUGGCUGCGUCGUCCUCCCGGCGGCUGCAGACGCUGCAGAGUGACGUCAGCUCAGCGCUGAGCGGAGUGCCUGCAGACUGUGAUACUGUGGAGCAGGUCGGUGUCAAGAUACACAACGUUCAGAGUCUGCUGGACAGGACAGACACUCUGCAGUCUGACCUGCAGGGGGUGCUCAAGGCCUCCAAGGACGUCAUCUGCAACCUGGAACCUUCAGCUGCCGGUCUGGUCCAAUCAGAGAGCCGCUUGUUGUCACGUGGGGUUCAGCAGCUCAGCCAGAUGGUGACAAGAGAGCUGGGUCAGCUGCAGGAGGAGCUCGAGCGGCUGCAGGAGUUUGGAAAGGUGCUGGAGUCACUGGAGGGAAACCUGGAGCUUUGGCAGGAGCGUCUGCACAAUGUGUGCCACCAUCUUUGUUUCCAGUCUGGCCUCCUCGAGCUCAGCGGCCUGUCUGCUGACCUGGAUGUGCUGAAUGAGCAGAGCUGCAGUUUGACUUUGGGAGACGCUGCAGCACGCCGCCUGCAACGCCUCAACCACUGCUGGGCCGACGCCUCCGCCAGAGCUGAGGAGGCCUGCAGUGAGCUACAGACGGAGGCUCUGAGGCGGCAGAGCUUCGAGCAGAAGUGUGAGAGCUGGAUGUCUUUCCUGCAGAGGAUGGAGGACAGCCUGGCCGUCGACGUAGCCGGCUCGUACAUCGGCCUCAGACAGCAGCUCUGUACACACAAGCGGUUUCAGGCGGAGCUGUGUUCUGGGCACCAGAUUCUUCAUUCAGUCAUCACUGAAGCUCUUCAUCUGCUGCAGAGAGGAGAGGUGGAGGACAGGAGUGACUUCAUCCUGAAGCUGGCCCACCUCAGGGAGCACUGGCAGGGGGCGGUGCAGCGGGCGGAGCAGCGGCGCUCCCUGGUGGAGGGGCUUGUGAAGCACUGGCACCUGUACAGCCGCAGCCUGAGGAAGCUGCAGAGGUUCCUGUCCGAGACACAGAACCUCCUCCCCCCCGCCGGACCAGCACACUGCAGCCUGCAGCAGCUCAGACGCUCCCUCCAGGACCUCCAGCACACAGAGCUGUUGUUCCAGAGGUAUCAGUGCAGCUUCAUCCACACUCUGGAAGUCGGCCGGCAGCUCUUCUCCAUGGGGGACGAGGAGACCCAGACUCAGCUGCAGACGGAUCUGGGAGACCUGCAGGAGGAGUGGGACAACCUCCACAGCCUGCUGGGCCGGAGGACGGACCUCACCGACGCUAUCGUCAAGAACUGGGAGCGCUGCGAGGCCGGACUCGCAGACAGCAGGCUGCAGCUGAAGGACGUGAAGACCAGACUGAACGAGUCGAUGCCAGAUUUUGACGAUGAGCUGCAGAGUGCCGAGAAAUACAACAAGGAGAACGAGGACUCCCUGGAGGACUGGGCUGAGAGCCUGACGGAGCUGAGCACCAUGAAGACGGAUCUAUCCCAGUACAUCAUCGCGGACGACGUCCUGCUGCUGCAGGAGCAGGUGGAACACCUGCACUGUCAGUGGGAGGAACUCUGCCUGAAGGUGUCUCUGCGUAAACAGGAGAUCGCAGAUCGCCUGAACGCGUGGAUCAUCUUCAAAGAGAAGAACGAGGAGCUGUGCGAGUGGCUGACGCAGAUGGAGAACAAGGUGGCGCACAACUCCGAGCUGAACAUCGAAGAGAUGGUGGAGAAACUGAAGAAGGACUGCAUGGAAGAGAUCAACCUGUUCAGUGAGAAUAAAACCCAUUUGAAGCAGCUCGGAGAACAACUCAUCACAGCCAGCAACAAGACGAAGGAGACGGAGGUCAACGACAAGCUGAAGGACAUCAACGACCGCUGGCAGCACCUGUUUGACCACAUAGAGACCCGGGUGAGAAAGCUGAAGGAGACGCUGGUGACGGUGCAGCAGCUCGAUAAGAACAUGAGCAACCUGCGGACUUGGCUGUCUCGCAUCGAGACGGAGCUGGCCAAGCCGGUGGUCUACGACGUCUGCCACAGCGAAGAGAUUCAGAGGAAGCUGGCUGAGCAGCAGGACCUGCAGCGGGACAUCGAGCAGCACACGGAGAGCGUGGCGUCGGUGCUGACGCUUUGUGACGUCCUGCUGCACGACGCCGACGCCUGCGGCAGCGACUCGGAAAACGACUCGAUCCAGCAGACGACGCGCAGCCUGGACCGCCGCUGGAGAAACAUCUGCGCCAUGUCCAUGGAGAGGAGGAUGAGGAUCGAGGAGACGUGGCGUCUCUGGUGUAAGUUCCUGGACGACUUCUGUCGCUUUGAAGACUGGCUGAAGACGGCGGAGCUCACUGCAGCGACCCCGGACUCUGCAAACGUCCUCUACACCAGCGCCAAGGAGGAGCUCAAGAAGUUUGAGGCGUUCCAGCGGCAGGUUCAUGAGCGUCUCACUCAGCUGGAGCUGGUCAACAAACAGUAUCGCCGUCUGGCCCGGGAGAACCGAACCGACGCCGCCUGCAAGCUGAAACUGUUGGUACACGAGGGGAACCAGAGGUGGGACAGCCUGCAGAAGAGGGUGUCUUCUGUGCUCCGCAGACUCAAGCACUUCACCUCUCAGAGAGAAGACUUCGAGGGAACUCGUGAGGGGAUCCUGGUCUGGCUGACAGAGAUGGACCUGCAGCUCACCAACGUGGAGCACUUCUCCGAGAGCGACAUCGAAGACAAGAUGAGGCAGCUGAACGGCUUCCAGCAGGAGAUCACUCUGAACACAAACAAGAUCGACGCCCUAAUCGUGUUCGGGGAGAACCUGAUCCAGAAGAGCGCUCCGCUGGACGCUGUGCUGAUCGAGGACGAGCUGGAGGAGCUGCACUCGUACUGCCAGGAGGUGUUCGGCAGAGUGGCCCGCUUCCACCACCGCCUCGUCAACAGACGCCCGGUUCUGGAGGAGGAGAGGGAACUGUCAGACCUGGACGACUCUCCGGAUCUGACCAACGGGACUUCCUGGGGGGAGUCGAGGAAGAAGGACGAGGAAGAGGAGGAGGAGGAGGUUCGAGCAGUUUGUGGAGUCUCAGCUGGACGGCAGGUCAUGUGCCAACUCCUCGCACCUCCUCUGGAGCGGUCGGGAAGAGAGACGCCCGUCAGCGUGGACUCCAUCCCGCUGGAGUGGGACCACACGGUGGACGUGGGGGGGUCGUCGUCACACGAGGACGACGAGGACGCCACUUACUUCAGCGCCCUGUCAGUGAAGUCAGUGACCGACCCGCCCAGCUGGCACCAGCCCGUCUCCCCGGAGCGGAAACGAGUACCGAGCUCGUCUCCCACACACACCACCAGUACUCCCUUCCACCAGCAGGGCUACGCUAAGCUGAUGUCGGAGUGCAGCGGCAGCAUCAACAACGUGAAGAGAGUCAAGCUGAUCCUGAACGACGAGGAGGAGCUGGAGGAUCCGGGUCUGACCUUGUAUUUAGCCUCUAAUAACACACGUUACUCUUGUGUCUCUGCAGGUGUGAUCGAGCGCUGGGAGCUGCUACAAGUACAGAAGUUCAACAACACCACGGACAUCAAGCAGGACCUGGAGCAGUGGCAGAAGCUGAACUCUGACCUCUGUGACGUCACUUCCUGGUUGGGCAGAGUGCUGCCCGAGCUAGAGAGGCUACAGCGGAUCGCACCGUCCACGAGCGUCCGAGAUAUGGAAGUCAACAUCAGGAAACUGAAGGAGAUGCAAAAGACCUUCAACAGCUACAAGUGUCUGAUGAUCUCCGCCAACCUGAGCAGUCGCCACUUCCUGCGUGGCGACAGCGCUGAGCUGCGGGAGCUGCAGGAUGCUCUCAGCGCAGCCAAUUGCAGCUGGACGCAGGCCUGCAGCGGCCUGGAGAGCUGGGAGACGACGCUGCACUCUGCACUCAUGCAGUGUCAGGAGUUUCACGAGACGCUGCACUCCCUGCUGUUGUGGCUCGCUCAGGCUGAGAACAAACUCAGCGUUGUGAAUGUCAGCGACCGGUCGACGCCGCGCUCCGCCCUGCUGGAGCACCGAGACACGCUGACGGCUCUGCAGGAGGAGCUGUGCGGCUGCCAGCAGCAGGUGUCGUCGCUGCAGGAGAUCUCCUCCCAGCUCCUCCUGGAGGCCACCAGAGAAGACAGCGUGGAGGCCAAAGAAAAGGUCCAUGUCAUCGGCAACAAACUGCAUCUCCUGCUGCGACAGGUGGAUGCUGACCUGCACACGCUGCAGGGAAGACUGGUGGGUCCUUUUUACCCACGGACUAGUAGCGUGACUCGUCGUGACGAGGCUUCAGGUCUACAGGCAGCUCCGGUCGGACAGCCAGCUACUAAAAGGGAGGAGCGGAGGGAUUCUUCCCCGCAGCGUCCCUUCUUCUACCGCGUCCUCCGAGCGGCCUUCCCCCUCCACCUGCUCUUCAUCAUGCUGCUGGUUGUGGCCUGCCUGGUGCCCGUGUCUGAAGAGAACUACAGCUGCACACUGUCCAACAACUUCGCCCGCUCCUUCUAUCCCAUGCUACGCUACACCAACGGCCCUCCGCCCACAUGAUGAGGGGGGGGACUGGAUCAUACGUGAGGAUGGAGCCCCCCGCCCUUCAUGUCAUUUGCUGUAUUUAAAAAAUCUAUAUUUAUUGUUUGUGGAGUCCCACAGUUAUACAAAAAGAAGCCAUAUCACCGGUUCGUUUUAAAGUCCUUUUUAUAUCUGUAGAUUUGCCAUCUGACACCCCAAGAUUUAUUUUAAUAACUACGGUAUAUUUUCAUCUUUUUGUACUUUCACUCUCGUCUGUGGGAUCUUAAUCGAAGGAUUAAGGACAGUAAUUACCAAAGCAUCCAGAAAGCGAGCGUACACUAGCCAUUUUCUACCACUGCAGCUAUUUUUACUGUUUUUCACAGAGGGCAGACACUUGUUGAAAGUAUAUUUUGUACAGAACAGUUCGAUCAAGAGAUAUUUAUGACGGCACCGAGCCAACAGAACGACCAUGACGUUAUCAGAUGUACUUUUAAUGGUGUUACUGAUAGUUUUUGUAUAUAAAGGGCAAAACUACGAAAGAAAUGGCUAAAUUAUUGUUUGAGUUUGAGUGUGUUAUUGAAAUCUAUCAAUCAUUUGGCACGGGGCACUAGUGUGAUGACUUUGAUUGUGUUUUGGAAUAUUUUAGUAGAUCACUGAAGCUAAAUGUCACACAAACAUCACACGGCUCCAGCAUCUCAUGUUAAAAUAUCUAAACUAUCAUUCUGUGUUGUUCAGAACUUACCCAACACUCUCCUUGUUGGCCCCGUGGAGUAAAGUCCUGCAGGUGUCAAACAUCCGACAGGUUAAAACAAACAUUCAUUUUUAAAAGCAGCUUGUGUUUAUAUUGUAAUGUACAUGAAUGAUUUACCUGAACGAUGCUUUCAAAGUCAUCUAAAGAGCCGGACUCGGCGUGGAAUGCAGCCGUGUACGUGCACAAUCAAAGAUCAUUAAAUGUACGUCGUUUGUAGAUAAUCUCACUCGACAGAAACAAACAACAAAAAGUGUGUAAAGUUGAUUUAUUUAUGCGAUGUAUAGAUUGUCCUUUUUGGUUGACAAUAAACUGUGUUUGCCAU